This is a messenger RNA of Python bivittatus (Burmese python), 937 nucleotides long. NCBI's taxonomy places the organism in Eukaryota, Metazoa, Chordata, Lepidosauria, Squamata, Pythonidae. The record is from RefSeq and is a predicted model, not a curated record.
AUGUGGCAACCUUUUCUGGCUAACCUGCUGUUUCUCCUCCUCCAAUUGAAAUUUUGCCUCUCGCUGAGACAGUGCAAAUGGCAUGCUGCACUUAACGCCAUUGAUAGGCUUGGAGGGGCCCGAAAGAGCUACAUCAAUCAGGAGGAAGUUCGUAAUGUGGCCACAGUCUUCAAAGAACUAAUAGAUUCAACAAUAGACCCCAACGACAAAGAUGCACAUUACUAUGGAUUUCCAUACUACCUGAAAAUUGCUCUGGCUUGCACCUCUCGGCCUACAGACAUGGCUAUUCGGGUGGGCCACUACAGCGGAUUGAGACCAGUUGUGACAGUCAGUUUUGAAGAACCCGUCAAUGCCGUACGCCAAAAACAAGAAAGGUUACGGAUUGAAAUGAAGGCUGCUCCUUACCGGGUGACAGGUUGUGAUAGUGAGGAAGUUUGCAAGAUGUUUUGGCUCACCCCCAUGCCCUUCCUGAAUGGCAGCGUUGUGACACAAGUCUUGGUGAAGAGCAAUGGCCUUGGCCUCCCUAUAGACAAUAGGAGGUUCUACUUUAAUAUUAAUGGAUUUAUGGAACCCGCCCAGAAAACGGAGAAAUUCAGGAUUGGGAAAAAGUUGUACAUCUUGAAGGGUAUCCUAUCUCUGAAAGACCCAUCGCGUCCUUUGUGGGCUACUUACCAGCGAGCGCCUGUGCUUAUCCUGGGAGGCAUCCCUGAGAAGAAAGUUGUCCUCAUCUCAGAUACAGCCUUCGAAACGUACCACCCAAUAGAGGUGGGCAUUGACAGCUGCUGGAUCGGCUCCAUUUCAUGCCCGCAGGGAAAAUUCUCCUCCUCCAUUGUAGACACCAUUGCUACUGAAAGCACUCUCUUCAUCCGACAAAACCAACUGGUCUAUUACUUUACAGGGCAUUAUCCUAUUUUGCACCAAGCGACCAAAGGUUCUG